This is a messenger RNA of Coccomyxa subellipsoidea C-169, 1545 nucleotides long. RefSeq lists its product as hypothetical. The transcript has 9 exons. Lineage: Eukaryota; Viridiplantae; Chlorophyta; Trebouxiophyceae; Coccomyxaceae. The record is from RefSeq and is a predicted model, not a curated record. Gene Ontology annotation, cellular component: nucleus. Gene Ontology annotation, molecular function: ATP binding; ATP-dependent chromatin remodeler activity; DNA binding. Gene Ontology annotation, biological process: positive regulation of transcription by RNA polymerase II. Bases 1 to 1545 code for a protein of 514 amino acids.
AUGUUGCAAGGAGGCCAGCUGCGCAGCUAUCAGCUGGAGGGGCUGCGUUGGAUGGUUUCACUACAUGACCAUGGGCUCAAUGGCAUCCUAGCAGAUGAGAUGGGCCUGGGCAAAACGAUCCAGAUCAUUGCUCUGAUAGCCCACCUGGUGGAGACAAGGGGCAUUGCUGGACCGUACCUGGUGGUUGCGCCCUCCUCUGUGCUCCCCAACUGGGACUCUGAGUUCCAGCGCUGGGCGCCCGCCCUCAAAGUGGUGGCGUUCAGGGGCAAUCCACAGGAACGGCUGCGCAUUGCCACCACUGAGAUGCGGGGCAAGUUCAAUGUGGUGCUGACAACGUACGAGGCGCUGAUGGGUGCGGACAUGCCCUUCCUCAGUAAGAUCCGCUGGCACCAUUUCAUUAUCGAUGAAGGCCACAGACUGAAGAACAGCGAAUGCAAGCUCAACGUCUCUCUGAAAGUGUACAGCACUCAGCACCGUCUGCUCCUGACAGGAACACCAGUGCAGAACAACCUGGAUGAACUGUGGUCGCUGCUGCAUUUCUUGAUGCCCACGCUCUUCACCUCCUCGAAGGACUUCCAGCAGUGGUUUGGCCAAGGCCAGCCCCAAGGCAGCUUGCUCACCGAGGAAGAAAUGCUCCUCAUCACAAACAGGCUGCACCAGGCGCUGCGGCCCUUCAUGCUGCGCAGGCUGAAGGAAACUGUUGCCACAGAGCUGCCUGGCAAGGUCAGACCUCUUCUUCAAUAUAGGGACCCACUGCACCACUCUUUUCGUGUCACUCUUUGUCUGCAGUGCGUCCUGCAUGUUAGGGUAGCAUUCCAUCAGAAGUCCCGGCUGGCGGGGGGCGGUCUGAGCACCGGGGUCAGCAACAGCGUGAUGGAGCUGCGCAACAUCUGCAACCACCCCUUCCUGUCGCGGCUGCACCCCGAGGGCUCUGAGUCCCUGCUGCCACCCCACCCUCUGCCCGCGUCCCUGCGCCUAUGUGGCAAGCUGGCUGUGCUGGACAGCCUGCUCACCAAACUGACUGCGGCAGGCCACAAGGCAAGAACUGUGUUGGUGUUCAGCACGAUGACUCGCCUGCUGGACAUUGUGGAGGACCAUUUGAAUUGGCGUGGCAUCGAGCACCUGCGCCUGGACGGCAGCACUGCCUCUGCCGAGAGGGGCGAGCUGGUGAGGGAUUUCAACGACCCUGCUGGCAAGUGCAGCGUGUUCCUGCUCAGCGUACGCGCCGGUGGAGUGGGCCUCAACCUGCAAGCUGCUGACACCAUCAUCAUGUAUGACACAGACUGGAACCCUCAGAUUGACCUGCAGGCACAGGCCAGAGCGCACAGGAUUGGCCAGACAAGAGAGGUUCUGGUGCUGCGGCUGCAGACAGCAGACAGCAUUGAGAAGCACAUCUAUGAUGUGGCCACCCAGAAGCGCAACAUUGCUGACCGCUCCAUCACCGGUGGAUUCUUUGAUGGCAAAACAGACGCGCAAGAGCGCAGGGCAUAUCUGCUUGAGCUUCUGGGCAAGAAGUCUUCACACAGUCGCAGGUACUUCAGUUAA